Botrytis cinerea B05.10 is the source of this 4041-nucleotide messenger RNA. RefSeq lists its product as hypothetical. The record is from RefSeq and is a predicted model, not a curated record. The transcript has a single exon. Lineage: Eukaryota; Fungi; Ascomycota; Leotiomycetes; Helotiales; Sclerotiniaceae. Bases 691 to 3438 code for a protein of 915 amino acids.
GUCUGUUUAUCCAUGUCGCGGCCUUGUCAAGACCUUGUCACCGCGUGGACCUGGUACUUUCUAAAAGAGAAGUUUUGUUUUUCUUAUACAGCACGAUGUACUUUCCUUCACUUUAUCCAGUAACACUCCUUCACUACGUUUGUGUGCUCUCACAUUUUCUUAUGCUGUUUCAUUUCUACCGUCAUUCCUUGCAUUCCUUCCUUCAAAUGCUUUCCUCAGAUAUAUCGAAUCCCAUUGUGUGUUGAGUCUUCUCACAUCUAGGAGCUCAGUUGAUAUAUUGUUGAUUGCUUACAACGUCCUCCCCAUCUCAUCUGAAGAAUCUCACUCGAUAUAAGGUCCACCCCUCUUAUGAUGCCUGUCCCGAUCAUAACAAUUUGCGAAAUUCACUGUCACUCAUUGAAUCAAUCGUGAUUUGUUGACCCGGCUUUUCACCUUUGGCUUUGUUUACAUUGUCCAUAAGCUCAUUUUUUCACCACCACGAUACAUCACGAACACCACCAACGUACUUGCGAAUCGAAUUUACUUCAACGAUACCUAUGUCAAGAGCUUACAGUACUACCCUUCAAUCCAGGAAAUCGAGAUAUUUGCGAGAAUUUGAGGCUUGACUCAAUUGAGCUCUCCGAGUCACGAUCUAGAGAUCUGGUUUCCAGAACCAUAUAAAUUAUAUAGGGAGCUUGGCAAUUCUCUACAAUGUCAAUAAAUGUGGGAAAUGGUGCUAUGGGAGAGAGCAUUGGCAAUGAUGAAUCGUCAUCAUCGUCCAUUGCGCCCAGUCGUCGCGUUCGUCCGCCACCAAUAAAUACAAGCAACUCAGAGGAAGGCAGAGUUCCCUUGAGCGGUCGAAAAGUCCUACGCAAGGAGUCGAAAGGUGGUCUUCGAGGAAUUUUCACUCGCAAUAAAUCAGAAAAGAGCGUGGUAUCGCCAGUGUCUGAACGACACACACCAGCUCCAUCAAUCACAUCACCAACGCCACUUUCACCAAAGCUAAUGAGUCCAAUAACAAGUCCUGUGGGAGAUGGGUUUUUCCGAAAGUUUGGUACGGGCAAUGCAACUGAAUCAUCGUCUCCAACUACACCAGCAACACCAGGGAGAGCCACUAGGACCCCAUCUCGUCUGAAUCUUAGAUCCAAAUCGAUCAUGGACGGCAAAACUUCCGCCAAACCUGCAUCAAAACCUACCCAAAAAACCUCGGUAUUUGACCCACCGCCAUUAUUCCAAAGUUAUCCUCAAUCUGUAAAGCACGCUCGUCUUUCCGCUUUAACCUUAUCAGCCGAUGCCAUUAUUCGCAUGUCUAAUCACAAAAGGAAUACCAGCCUACGAGAUGAAAUAGCACAAACAACAGAAAUCGGGCCAGAUGGGAAGAACAUAAUAAUCAAACAUAAAAGGCAAAGGUCAGGUUCAAUAUCCAAAGGUGAAUGGACUCAAAAGAUUUUUGUCUUGGUGACUUCCGGUUAUCUUCUACAAUAUCCAGGCGAAGGAAAUUUCGAUCGAUUACCAGAAAAGAUGAUUCAAUUGGGCAAGGAGUCUGUAGCUUUUGCAUCAGACGUAAUUCCAGGAAAACAUUGGGUACUACAAGUAUCUCAAUCAAUGAGUGCAGAUGGAGUUCCAACAUCAGACUCGAGGUCUUUAUUAUCAAGACUUGCAUUCAGAAGUGCAGAUUACCGGAGAAAUGCUACUAGCCUUCUGCUGGUCUUAGACAGCGCCGAAGAAAUGGAUGCUUGGAUUGCUGUGUUGAGGAAAGAAAUUGAAACACUUGGAGGCAAAAAGCAGAUUACGGAAAUCGGAACUGUGAAGACAGAAGAGAACCCACCAGAAUUGAAGAGUCAACCAAGUCAUCGAUAUCUUGCCCAAAGAAGAGGCUCGGAUCAAAUUUCUAUCCCAUGCUCGCCACCUCAAGCUUCUGGUGAUCGCCGCCCCUCGUGGCAGCAACCAGAAGGGCAAAAUAUAGAAUUGGCUUUACCAUGGUCAACUCCGCGUGAACGUCGUCCCUCUUGGCAGCCAGAAGAACAGAAUAUCGAGGAGAUAUCCUUACCUGAACCCCUUCCACGUUGGUCACUACACGAAGCCCAAAGUGAAGCAGCUAACAGACCAAUGACCGGAUGCGCAUCAGUUACGAAUAGUUCUAGUUCAUAUGAACAAAAUUUGGAGGGGUUUCGGGAUAGUUUCAAUAGAUUAUCAUAUUGCUCAUCCGAUCAACGAACCUACAUUUCGUCUCCAGCAACAUCACCCACCAGAGAUAGUACUUCUACCAUGGAGGAUCUAUCUCCUUUGUGCUUGGAUGCAGUACGAGCAAGGCCAAACGCUGCAGAGAUCGUUGAACGUAGAAGAUCAUUACAAGCGCUUCAAGUGGUACGGGAUCCUGUAUCUCAAGUAUCGUCUCACCUUCAAACUCCUCAAAAAUCCUUACGACAAUCAAGUUACGGUGUGUCUUCCCGAACUAUGAGAAGCCCAUCACCUGCAACACCAAAUUUUAGUGUACCUGUCUCUUCGAGUAAGAGAUAUUCAACUAGGAGUCCCGUUGCGGAAAGACGACCGUCGCUUCCUGCAAUGAAUCUAACCAUGGAGACUCAAAAGAGACCCAAAAAGGGACCUCCAACGGCACUUUCCGUGGCUAGACCGUUAUCUCCUGUUAUGGAUACAACAUCACCGAAACGAGUUCCAAUACCUGCUGCCUCUACAGAAACUUCACAGCGGCGUUUCCAACGAAAUAGAUCAUCGACUGUGGAUACUAAUUCACGCUCUCUAGCAAGAUCUCCAAUUGGAAAGCUAUCAAGUAAAGAAUUAAGGUCCGCUCGACGUGUCUCUAGUUUUACACCAUCAAAUAAUGCAUUAGAAGUUCGCGACCUAGAUUUACGACGACAUUCUAGUAUGCAGGCAGUUCGUCAAACUACACCGCCGCCUAUGGAAUCCAAUGGAUCAUGUGUAUUCAAAUUUCCCGAACCACUUUCCCCAAAAGCUACUCAAGAUAAACCCUUUGAGAACAUCUGGAAGAAUGAUAAAGAGUCAUUACCAACCCUUAGAGAAUCUCUAUUUCCGGCUCAACCCCUAGCAACACUUCCAGAAAUUCCUGUCAAGCAAAGUCUACAGCGUCGUCCAAGAAGUAUGCUUGCUUCCUCAGGCCAUCAACCACCAAUCGCUGAAGAACCAUCAAAUACUCCACGUCGAAAGCGACAUUCUUCAUCUUUCGCUCCUACGACUCACUCUUCCACCCUCAAUCACAAAUCAAGUUAUUCCCCUGGUUUGGUUUCACCAGGAGGUGGAUCCAGAAGGUCUAUUUCAAAUAGAAGAAGCUUGCCAGCUCUUAUGCAUGGUGCUCCUCCAGCUCCUCCUCCAGAUUGUGCUUUACCUCCUUUGCCCCCUGGAAGUGCUAUAAGUACCAUUGGAAGAACCCGGGGAGCCUCUUUUGUGAAUUCGAGAAGGGAAAUUGGAGUGAAGGUUUAGGCCCUCACUUUCCUGACGAAUUCUCAAUCGUAAAUGAGAAUUUUCAUUCUUACUACGGCGUUCAUGAUACCAAUUUUCUUCUUUCUAGCACUGUACAUCUAAAUCUUUUCUUUUGUUUAAACCAUUUCAUUUUCCUCUUUUAUCCUUUUCCCCUUGUAUUCUAUUUCAAACAUAAUGUUCACAUUCACGAAAUAAGCACGACGCAGCACGGCAGGCGGUUUUUGCGUCUUUUUCAUUCUUGAUAACCAUUACAUACAUUCUUCAUGACUUAAUAUUUAGAAAGAGACUUUCACAUACGAAACGAAGGCGAGGAUUUUUACGCCAUGUACUUUUAUGUAUUUUAGGCUUGGACUAGUAAGAAAGAGGUUGGGUGGUUUGGACGAAUAGGCAAUUAUGGGGUUAAUAAUCCAUUUCAAUCUUGAUGGUUGAAAUGGUUAUACAAAUGUGUCGAGGAGAAAGAGUGCUGUGGGGCGAGAUAAUUCAAUUUGUAUGAAGAUGAGGUUGAAAAUUGAAUUGGUAGGAGAGGCUCAUGAAAUUUUGGUCAUGUAUUAUGAAUUGAGAUGAGAUGAAAUAGUAUACAAUAAAGAUACCAAAAUUUACACA